AAAAAAAAAAGAAAUCAGAUUAUUAUUCGAAGACGAAAAAAAAUAAAAAGGGAAUUAUUAUGAAAGGUGGAGGUGGUGAUGGUGGAAUUAUAGUAGGAGUAGCAGUCAAGAGCAACUGUUGUUGUUGUUGUUCGUUUAUUAUUUUUGAUUUUCGAUUAUUAAUAUUCUUAUCUUACUAUUGUUUUUUAUCUUACUUCUUUUAUUCUUCUUCCUUGUUCUAUCUUUUCAAUCCUCACAUUGCACACAGCUGUUAUAUUUUACCCUUUAUUUAUCGAUGUUAUUGUUUUCGUCCCUUGUGCUCUUCCAUUCCUCGUCAUUACGAAAUUGGGAUUUGAUCGCAAGAGAGAGAAAGGCAUAAAGAAUUGGAGGAAGAACAGAAGUUCCUUCUCCUGGUGAACCCUAAUUUUUGUUCCUGCUUCUUGUACUUUAGGGGUUCUGCAAUUUCUGGGGUUUUGUGAACCGGGGAUAGGAAAGUCUCGAUCUUUGAUCGGUUUUCGUCGAUGGAGGGAGAGGCUUGUUCCGAGGGAGAGGAUAAUCGGAGAAGGGGUGGCACAGACGAUGAUAGCAAUGAGAAUAACAACAACAAGAUUGUGAAUUCUAAUGAGGGGCAGAGCAAGCCCAAGCGCCAGAUGAAAACCCCUUUUCAACUUGAAACCCUCGAGAAGGCUUAUGCUGUGGAUAAUUAUCCGUCGGAGACGAUGAGGGGAGAACUUUCUGAGAAAUUAGGUUUGUCGGAUCGGCAGCUACAGAUGUGGUUCUGCCAUAGGAGGUUGAAGGACAAGAAGGACUUGACGUCCAAGAAACUGCCACGGAAGAUGGUGGCAGAGCCUUUGCCGGAAUCACCUACAGAUGACCCCAUGCUGGGCCCCUCGGAGCUUGGUAAUGAGUAUGGAUCCGGGUCCGGUUCAGGUUCCAGCCCUUAUGCCCGAGUGGAGCCCCUGAACAUUGUUCCUCGGGGUGUGCCUGGUUAUUACGAGUCCCCACGGGCUAUGAUGGAGAAUAGAGCAAUUGCUUGUGUUGAGGCGCAGUUAGGAGAGCCGUUGAGGGAAGAUGGACCAAUUCUAGGAGUAGAGUUUGAUCCAUUGCCUCCAGAUGCCUUUGGAGCACCUUUAGCAGCAGCAACAGAACAGCAGAAGCUACCCAAUUUUGCCUAUGACAGUAAAAUAUAUGAAAGACAUGAUAGUAGAGCCAAUAAGGCUAUGGCAAGGACAUUCCGUGACUAUCGAUCUCUACCGAGCCAGUCUGGCCCUAGGUCUGAUACUCCUGGACCGUUCAGCAAAUCUCAUUUACAUGAUGCAAUGGAAGGUCCUGCCAGAAAUCCUCAUUUGGCUCUUGGAAAUGAAACUGUACCUAGAAUUCGUCCUAGUCAAGGUCAAUUUCGUGCUCGUCUUUUGUCUCAACAAGAUAAGCAAUUGAUUCCGUAUCAGUCUCCUACGCGGGGUGAUAAUACCGCCCCAAUUAGGGAAUUUGACCCAUCCAUACUUAAUGUUGGAACGAGCUCUCACUUUGCUGAUCACCAAACUGUUGUGCCAGAAAAUCACCAUGCUCAACCUAGUGGUCAAGUUUUGCAUAACAACAAUGCAACACGGAUUGAGAAGAAACGAAAGGGUGAUGAUGUUCGUGAUGUAGAAGCGCAUGAGAUGAAAAUCCGGAAAGAGAUUGAGAAGCAAGAUAACCUUAGACGAAAGAAUGAAGAGAGGAUGAGAAAAGAAAUAGAGAAACAAGAUCGUGAAAGAAAGAAGGAAGAAGAGAGGUUAAUGCGUGAGAGACAACGAGAAGAGGAAAGAGCAAAACGGGAGCAAAAACGCGAAAUUGAGCGGAGGGAAAAAUUUUUGCUGAAAGAAAAUUUAAAAGCAGAAAAAAUGAAGAUAAGAGAAGAGCUUCGCAAAGAGAAAGAAGCAGAGAGAAGGAAAGCUGCCCUUGAGAAGGCGACUGCCCGUAGAAUAGCUAAGGAAUCUAUGGAACUUAUUGAGGAUGAACAGCUGGAAAUGAUGGAGUUGGCUGCCACAAGCAAGGGGUUUUCCUCUAUUAUUCAUCUUGAUUUUGAUACUCUGCAACAUAUUGAGUCAUUUAGGGAUUCAUUGUGUGUUUUCCCACCAAAGAGUGUCAAGCUAAGAAAGCCAUUUGCAAUCAAACCCUGGAUCAACUCAGAGAAGAAUGUUGGCAAUCUUCUCAUGGUUUGGAGAUUUUUGAUUACUUUUGCUGAUGUUCUGGAGUUAUGGUCUUUUACUCUAGAUGAGUUUGUUCAAGCAUUUCAUGACUAUGAUUCAAGAUUAUUGGGUGAGAUACAUGUUGCUCUUCUUAAGGUGGUAAUAAAAGACAUUGAAGAUGUUGCAAGGACACCUUCUACAGGAUUAGGAUCGAACCAAAAUGGUGCUGCUAACUCUGGAGGUGGUCAUCCAGAGAUUGUGGAAGGCGCAUAUGCAUGGGGCUUUGACAUAAGGAAUUGGCAUAAGCACUUGAAUCUAUUGACAUGGCCAGAAAUUUUCCGACAGCUAGCUUUAUCUGCAGGAUAUGGACCACAGUUAAAGAAAAGAAGUGCUACCUGUUCAUAUGCAAAUAAUAAAGACGAGGGAAGAAGUUGUGAAGAUAUCAUUUCUAAACUUCGUAACGGUUCAGCAGCUGAAAAUGCAGUCGCAAAAAUGCAGGAGAGAGGUCUGUUAGCCCCUCGAAGAUCUAGACAUCGAUUAACUCCUGGUACAGUUAAAUUUGCAGCAUUUCAUGUUCUAUCCCUUGAGGGUGACAAGGGAUUGACAGUACUAGAGCUUGCAGAAAAAAUUCAGAAAUCUGGUCUUCGAGAUCUGACGACCAGCAAGACACCUGAGGCAUCAAUUUCUGUUGCUUUAACAAGAGAUACCAAGCUUUUUGAAAGAAUAGCUCCAUCAACAUAUUGUGUACGUCAGGCAUUUAGAAAGAACCCUGCUGAUGCCGAGUCCAUUCUUUCAGAAGCAAGAAAGAAAAUUCAGAUAUUUGAAAAUGGGUUUCUAGCUGAGGAGGAUACAGAUGAUGUUGAAAGAGAAGAGUCAGAGAGUGACGAAAUUGAUGAGGACCCUGAAGUUGAUGAUUUGGUUAAUUCUUCAAGUGCAAACAAAACAUCUGAACCGUGUGAUGAUUUCUCAUCAAAUGGAAAAGAAAAUUUGGGCCAUGAUGUUGGACUUCAGGGUGAGUUUGAUAAGGAUCUGCCUCGUUUUCCUGAGAGUUCUUCCAAGAAGGUUGAUACUCCAAUUGCUGUAACCGGGAAACCUGGUGCUUGUGAAGAUUUGAACGUUGGAAAUCUUGGUGAAGAUAAUAUGGAAAUUGAUGAAAGCAAGCCCGGAGAGUCAUGGGUUCAAGGGCUUGCAGAAGGAGAGUAUUCUGACCUCAGUGUAGAGGAGCGUCUAAAUGCUCUUGUUGUGUUGGUUGGUGUGGCAAAUGAAGGAAAUUCAAUCCGUGUUGUUCUUGAGGAUCGUUUGGAAGCAGCAAAUGCUCUGAAGAAACAAAUGUGGGCAGAAGCACAACUGGAUAAAUUUCGAUUAAAAGAUGAUAUUUUCAGUAAAUCUGAUUUUCCAUCUCUUAAUGGGAAUAAAGUUGAAGUACAAUAUUCUUGUCCCGCCAUGGAGGGAAACCAAAGCCCUUCGUUGCUUGGCAUUAAUAUUGGCAACAAUAGUAAUAAUGUGCCCUCUCCCAGCACUGCAGAAAAUCAAAAAGCAGCUCUAGGUGUACAGAGCCUGUCUGUUGAAAAACACUCUUCCGUUCAAGAUCUGUGCACUGGUGGCCCAGAUAACCCUCAGAUUCAGACAUUUGCUCAGUAUUCAAAAAGGUCACGGUCUCAGCUGAAAUCUUAUAUUUUCCACAUAGCAGAGGAGAUGUGUGCCUACAGAUCCUUACCCCUUGGGCAAGAUCGAAGACGUAACCGUUAUUGGCAAUUUGUUGCAUCUGCUUCUUCCAAUGAUCCUGGCUCUGGCAGGAUCUUUGUUGAAUUUCUUGAUGGCAAUUGGAGGCUGAUUGAUACUGAAGAGGCCUUUGAUGCGCUUCUGAAUUCCCUUGAUUCGCGUGGGGUCAGGGAAUCUCAUUUGCGACUAAUGUUGCAAAAGGUUGAGGGUUCCUUUAAGGAAAAUGUCCGUAAUAAUACUCAAUGUUCUAAAGCUGGAAGCAGAGGCGAAACAUGUGUUAAAAAUGAAGCUGACGAAACAGAUUCCAGUCCUGAUCGCCAUACUGGAUCUGACAGUCCCAGUAGCACCCUUUGUGGCUUGAACUCUGACAGUUUGGAAACUUCCUCAUCCUUCAAAAUUGAGCUUGGGAAAAGUGAGAGCGACAAGAAAUCUGCAUUGAGAAGGUAUCAAGAUUUUCAAAAGUGGACAUGGAAAGAAUGCUAUAACUCAUCAAAAUUAUGCGCCAUGAAAUAUGGGAAGAAAAGAUGCAAACCUCAGGUUGUCGUCUGUGAUAUCUGUCUCAAUCCUUAUUUCUUUGAAGACUCCCAUUGCAGUUGUUGCCACCGAACUUUUCCCUCAAAUAAUGGAUUUAAUUUUUCUAAACACGCAUUUCAAUGCGGAGACAAAUUAUCAAAAGAGAUUUGUAUUUUGGAUUCGUCUCUUCCCUUACGGACAAGAUUGCUUAAGGCCCUGCUAGCUUAUAUUGAGGUUUCUAUUCCACCUGAAGCUUUUCAAUCAAAUUGGAUCGAAGAUAUUAGGAGGCAUUGGAGUGUGAAGUUGAGCAAAUCAUCUUCUGUAGAGGAAUUGCUACAGAUAUUGGCCCUACUUGAGAGAGCAUUGAAGCGGGACUUUCUAUCAUCAACCUUCUCUACGACAGGGGAACAGUUGGGGUUGAACACUAUGUCAGAGAGUGCUGCACAAACCUCUGCUGAUCCUGAAUCAGUUGCUGUACUUCCAUGGGUUCCACUGACCACUUCAGCCGUGUCUCUCAGGCUUUUUGAGUUUGAUGAAUCAAUUGUCUACGUACUGCAUGAGAAACCUGAACCUCGUGAGGAGAAAGAAGAUAGGCAGUACAUAAAGCUUCCUUCAAGACACAAUGCUUCCAAAUCUAUUAAAGUGGCUGAAACAGUAGACAUGGGCCAUGAUGAAUUCAUGAAAGUUAAAUCUCGUACUGUGAAAAUUGUGCAAAGCAACAACAAACGAGGACGAGGUAGUGCUCUCAAAGGACGGAGUAAAAGUAUAUCUAAAACCAAGCAAAAUAACGGCCGUCGGCACAGUGCAAAGGUUGCCGGGAAUCUAAAUCAAAGGGUAAAACAACAGGGAGGGGGAUCACAAGGACGUGGUCGUCGAACAGUCCGGAAAAGAAGAGUGGGGAAAAAGGCUGUUGAAGAUCUGUUGCUAGACCAUAGGGGUGCCUCUCGUAGCAACAACAUUGCUAGAGAAUCAUUAAGAAACUUGGAUGAGGAUUGGGAUGAUGAAAAAGCAAGUCCUAUGACCCCCAUCCAUAUGGGGACUGCUAACGUUAGUAACAGCACUGAAGAGGCUGAAUCUGAUGACAAUGUCCAAGCAGUGGAAUCCGAUGACAAUGGCCAAGCAGUGGAAUCUGAUGACAAUGGCCAAGCUGUGGAAUAUGAUCAAGGAAACUGGGAAAUAGGUUUUAAUGGUAAUCCCAGCCGAUGGCAGGGUGAUCUUGUUGGAACAAGUGAUGAAGAUGUUGAAGCUUCUGAAGAUGACAAUGACAAUGAGAAUGGCAUUGAAGAGAAUGAAGAGGAUUCAGAUGCAGAUGUUAUGAGCGAGGGUUCAGAUGCUACUGCAAACAGAAUUGUAAAUGAAGAAGAAAGCUCAGACUCUGAUGUCUCUGAAGAUUCUUCUGAUUAGAAUAUUGUUUUCGAAGGCUGCGUUACAUUUUUUUAUAUUGCAGCUUUACGAGGUAACCAUGUUCCCAGUCUUGGCAUGGCUUCUCGAGAGUUUUAUGGUUGAUUAGGUUAAUAGUGUACAAUAGAUAUAAACCCGCCCAUUGCGUGGAUUCUUAAAAGAUUUUUAUAGAAAGAUUAUAAUAUUAUUAUACAAUCAAUAAUAGUGCUACAAAAACAAAUCACAAAA
Molecule: messenger RNA, 6014 nt
Organism: Vigna unguiculata (cowpea)
Lineage: Eukaryota; Viridiplantae; Streptophyta; Magnoliopsida; Fabales; Fabaceae
Product: homeobox-DDT domain protein RLT1-like
Biological process (GO): regulation of transcription by RNA polymerase II
Molecular function (GO): DNA binding
Source: RefSeq, a predicted model, not a curated record